Plectropomus leopardus (leopard coralgrouper) is the source of this 389-nucleotide messenger RNA. The record is from RefSeq and is a predicted model, not a curated record. NCBI's taxonomy places the organism in Eukaryota, Metazoa, Chordata, Actinopteri, Perciformes, Serranidae.
UUCAGUGUUCCGCCGCUAACUCUGGUGUAGACGGUCAGACAGUUUCUCUGUGACUCCAGCAAACAUUUGCAAACGAGAAGACAUUUCCAGCGGAACUGAAGACAAAAGGACACUGUCCACGUCUGAGAGGAGACGCUGAGCGAACAGGUAUGGGCGCUGUUUCCAGCAGGUGUGAUGGUGGCACUGAGGGGGCGGGGUCACAGUACAGUGGGAGUGGUCAAGACAGUGACAGCAGGCCUAUAGUGGAGGAUAGCAGGAGACCGAGUUCUGGAGAGACGGUGCACUGUCCCACCUGCCAGGGUACUGGACGCAUACCCAGAGGUCAGGAGAGCAAGCUGGUGGCUGUCAUCCCCUGCACUGACCAGAGGCUGAGACCCAGACACACGUAA